Drosophila sechellia is the source of this 1498-nucleotide messenger RNA. RefSeq lists its product as uncharacterized. The transcript is spliced from 2 exons. Bases 353 to 1414 code for a protein of 353 amino acids. NCBI's taxonomy places the organism in Eukaryota, Metazoa, Arthropoda, Insecta, Diptera, Drosophilidae. The record is from RefSeq and is a predicted model, not a curated record.
GACAUAUAUCGACAACUAUUAGCAAUCGAAAAACAACGAGGCUGGAAUAACGUUUUGGAAAUUAUAACAGGGCAGCCUUUUUAGAGAAACACACACUUUAAGGAGACGCAUAAGAGCUCUCAAAUUGUCGCCGGUGGAAGCUAACAUUGAACUCCACCAGUCCGGUCAAACUUACACUCUGUUUCAACAAGGUUUACAUUCUAGGAUAGCGAGAAGAUCCGGGCAGUACCGUAAGGAGACCGAGGCAGACUGAAGCACGUAGUGCGGAUUGCAGAGAGGUAGAAGUCGUAACGGUGCUGGGAGAAGACAGAGACACCGGAGCAGACGCCAAGCGAAUUACGGGGAAGCCCAAAUGGAGAGUCGAAAACCGUGGCGGAAGGUGGCAGAAGCUUUGAGCACAGACGAUCAGAAGCAACAUGAAGAAGAACCGCCGAAAAUGGCCGGCCUAGGUCAGGGUCCGGAAGAGCCAGCCCUCCAAGGAGCAAGUGCGGUGGGGAGUGGCGCCCGAAUCAUGCCACAAACGAUGGAACUGCCCGACCUAGGUCAGGGUCCGGAAGAGCGAGCCCUCCAAGAAGCAAGGGUGAUCGGGCGUGUCGCCCGAAUCAUGCCACAGGCGAAGGUACUGUCCGCCCUAGGUCAGAGUCCGGAAGAGCAAGCCCGCCAAGAAGCAAGGGUGAUCGGGCGAGACGCACGAAUCAUGCCACAUACGAUGGAACUGGCCGCCCUAGGUCAGGGUCCGGAAGAGCGAGCCCUCCAAGAAGCAAGGGUGAUCGGGCGUGUCGCCCGAAUCAUGCCACAGGCGAUGGUACUGUCCGCCCUAGGUCAGAGUCCGGAAGAGCAAGCCCGCCAAGAAGCAAGGGUGAUCGGGCGAGACGCACGAAUCAUGCCACAUACGAUGGAACUGGCCGCCCUAGGUCAGGGUCCGGAAGAGCGAGCCCUCCAAGAAGCAAGGGUGAUCGGGCGUGUCGCCCGAAUCAUGCCACAGGCGAAGGUACUGUCCGCCCUAGGUCAGAGUCCGGAAGAGCAAGCCCGCCAAGAAGCAAGGGUGAUCGGGCGAGACGCACGAAUCAUGCCACAUACGAUGGAACUGGCCGCCCUAGGUCAGGGUCCGGAAGAGCGAGCCCUCCAAGAAGCAAGGGUGAUCGGGCGUGUCGCCCGAAUCAUGCCACAGGCGAUGGUACUGUCCGCCCUAGGUCAGAGUCCGGAAGAGCAAGCCCGCCAAGAAGCAAGGGUGAUCGGGCGAGACGCACGAAUCAUGCCACAUACGAUGGAACUGGCCGCCCUAGGUCAGGGUCCGGAGGAGCAGGGCCAGGGACCUGACUGCAGACCGGAUCUUACCGGGGACCGCCCCAGUCUUCAAGGAGGCGGAACUAAGCCCCAAAGUGAGGGGGGAGACGUCGGGCGUCAAGGCUGACCGCCUGGAAGCAAUAAAGCCCCGCAGCCCAACCGCUUGGCAGCACGGAGAGAGUAUGAGGAGGAACGCGUGCCAACAAUAAAG